ACAAGUUUGAUGUGGCCAAUCGUAACUCAAGGCAGAUCGCCUUAGCUGAGUUUCCACACGGGAUCCAAUCGUGUUGCACCGGAUGUACCUUACGAGCUAAUGUUAGGCUAGUUAGAUGUAGCCAGUUAGCUUUAGGUAUUUGUCAACUUGGGCAGAUGUAGACUAAACAUUGCAAUUGAGAUAUAGUGGUAGUACGCUUCUUUAUUUUUCAAACACGUUACAAUAUUCAGUGACGGCUUUAUUUUACCCAUUCGCGUUAGCUAGAUAGCUGUAUCAGCUUUCUCAGCUAAGUGCUGUAGCGUAUGGGUGUCAUAGUUAGCAGUGACUUCAUCUGCUGUCUGGUUUCCUCAUCUCGCAUUUUGGACACGUCAAGGUUCCUCAAAUCUGUAUCUUGAUCAUCCGGGGGGUGUGAUGACAGAACCCAAGACCCCCACUUCCACCCCUGCUGGCGACACAUACAAAGGAUGGGUCUUCAAAUGGACUAAUUACAUCAAGGGUUAUCAGCGGAGGUGGUUUGUCCUGAGCAAUGGGCUUUUGUCAUACUACAGGACCCAGGCAGAGAUGGGUCACACUUGUCGGGGCACAAUCAAUUUGGCCACAGCAACUAUCACUGUGGAUGACGCAUGCAACUUUGUCAUCUCCAAUGGCGGCGCUCAGACAUAUCACCUCAAGGCCAGCUGUGAGGUGGAACGUCAGCGAUGGAUCACUGCUCUAGAGCUGGCUAAAGCCAAAGCGGCCCGCAUGCAGGCUGAGUCAGACGACUCGGGGGAUGACUUUUCUCCAACAACGGCCCCCGGGCAAGGUGGGGGGUCGCAAAAUUCAGAAGUCCAGUCUGCUCUCAGAACUCUGGGCAGCAAGGUGGAGGAUCUCAGCACGUGCAAUGAUCUGAUCUCAAAGCAUGGCUCUGCCCUCCAGAGGUCACUAUCUGAACUGGACAGUUUACGUCUGACCGGGGAGGCCGGUGAUAAGAUCCGCCAGGUUACAGAAAGGGCCACAUUGUUCCGUAUCACCUCGAACGCCAUGAUUAAUGCGUGCAGGGACUUCCUCACCCUGGCUCAGGCUCACAGCAAGCGAUGGCAGAAAGCCUUGCAGGCAGAACGGGAUCAGAGGGUGAGGCUGGAAGAGACUCUGGAGCAGCUGGCUAAGCAACACAAUCACCUGGAGCGGGCGUUCAGAGGGGCCGCGCAGGCUAACGCUAGCUCUGAUAACAAAAGUGCUUCUGGGCCUGGAAAAGGCGAGGCCAGUGAUGAAGACGAUGACAAUGAGUUUUUUGAUGCCAUGGAGGAGGCUCCAGAGUUUAUUACUGUACCUGCAGACCCACAGUUCCACAAAAGGUCCAGCAGUAAUGCCAGCGGUCUCAACAGUGAAAUGUGUCCAGAUGAUCAGUCGCUUAACGAGGAGCCUCUGGCAAUGAACCAGGAGUCUCCCUCUCAGGAGCUGAUUCCCCUGAAAAAGAGACGGACGCGCAUCCCAGACAAGCCCAACUACUCUCUUAACCUUUGGAGUAUCAUGAAGAACUGCAUCGGUAAAGAGCUGUCCAAGAUCCCAAUGCCUGUGGAGGAACCGGUUACUAAGGUGAACUUCAACGAGCCGAUAUCCAUGCUGCAGCGCCUGUCGGAGGACCUGGAAUAUCACGAGUUGCUGGAUAAAGCUGCUAAAUGUCACAGCUCUCUGGAGCAGAUGUGCUACGUGGCGGCCUUCUGCGUGUCCGCCUACUCGACCACCGUCUAUCGCACGGGAAAGCCCUUCAACCCUCUGCUGGGGGAGACGUACGAGCUGGAUCGCAGGAGAGAGAGCGGCUACCGCUCCCUCUGCGAGCAGGUGAGUCAUCACCCCCCUGCAGCAGCACAUCAUGUGCUAUCUGAUCGUGGUUGGACUCUGAGACAGGAAAUCACAGUUGCGAGCAAAUUCAGAGGAAAAUACCUCUCCAUCAUGCCUUUAGGCACAAUUCAUGCCAUCUUUGCAAAGGGCAACAAUCACUACACAUGGAAGAAAGUUACCACAACAGUGCACAACAUCAUUGUGGGAAAGCUCUGGAUUGACCAGUCCGGAGAGAUCGACGUGGUGAACCACACCACAGGAGACCGCUGCCACUUGAAGUUUGCUCCUUACAGCUACUUCUCUCGGGAUGUAGCCAGAAAGGUGACCGGCGUGGUGAUGGACAAGGAUGGAAAGGCUCACUAUGUUCUGUCUGGGACCUGGGAUGAAAAGAUGGAAUUCUCCAGAGUGAUGCAGAGCAGUCGUGGAGGCGAGAACGGCACAGAAGGCAAACAGAAGACCGUCUAUCAAACUCUCAAGGCCAGAGAAGUGUGGAGGAGGAAUCCUUUACCCGAGGGAGCAGACACCAUGUACUACUUCACCUCCCUGGCCCUGACCCUGAACGAGCCCGAGGAGGGCGUGGCGCCCACUGACAGCCGGCGCCGGCCGGACCAGCGCCUCAUGGAGGACGGGCGCUGGGAAGAAGCCAACGCCGAAAAGCAGCGGCUGGAGGAGAAACAGCGCAGCGCCCGGCGGGAGAGGGAGCGGGAGGCGGCCAGCCAGCGCACGCCCAGCCAAUCAGAGGAAGGCGCACCUCACGAUAACUACAAAGCACUUUGGUUUGAGGACUGCGAGGACCGAAUCACCGGCGAGCACAUUCACAUCUAUAAGGGAGGCUACUGGGAAGCCAAGGAGCAAGGCAGCUGGGAAAACUGCCCGGAUAUAUUUUGA
Molecule: messenger RNA, 2709 nt
Organism: Menidia menidia (Atlantic silverside)
Lineage: Eukaryota; Metazoa; Chordata; Actinopteri; Atheriniformes; Atherinopsidae
Source: the annotation of a GenBank genome assembly